AUGCUUCUUCAAUCCACCUCGAACUUUGUUCAGCAAAAUUCCAUCUUGGUUCUUUCUGCUUCGAUUAUAGUCUUAUUGAUCUCGCGAGCUUAUUAUGAAAUUUUCAUCCACCCCCUCGCCAAAUACCCAGGUCCAAAGCUUGCUGCCGCAUCCCGCAUACCCCAACUCUACCACACCUUCAAGGGCGACCUCCUCGAAUGGAUCACUGCUCUUCACACCGAACACGGCGAUAUAGUCCGCAUCGCACCAGAUGAACUAAGCUGCAUAAACGCGGACGCCUGGAAGGGAAUCUACGGCCACGCAGCAGCCGGAAAAAAGGUCACCGAGAAAGACGCGAGAUUCUACGGGCCAUCAUUCAACGGGGCACCAGAUAUCAUUCGCGCCAAAGGACCCGACCACUCGCGUUUCCGGCGCAACUUCUCGCAUGCGUUCUCGGACCGUGCGCUUCGCGAACAACAGUCCCUGAUCUGCGGCUAUGUGGAUAUGUUGGUUGACAGCCUCGACAAGACCAUCAAGAAGGAUCCCAAAGCCAAGAUUAAUAUUGUCCGCAUGUUGAAUCUGACAACUUUCGAUAUCAUGGGCGAUCUGACUUUCGGUGACUCACUGGAAUUGUUGUCUGGAGCUGGUGACGUGGGCUGGGUCUCUGCUGUGUUCACCGCUAUGAAAACGAAUGCUUUGCGACGAUUGGCGCGAUACUGGCCCUGGACUGCGCGCGUUGUGCAAAGACUGCUUCCGAAGGAUAUGAAGAAACAAAGUAUCAAGCACUAUGGAGCUUCGCAGGCUCGUGUUGAUAAGCGGAUUGACGGGGCUCAUGCUGUGCAGAGACCUGAUAUCUGGGGGAUUGUGAUGAACCAGAAAGAGGAUCUGCGUCUUAGCCGGGAGGAGAUGUAUGCUAAUUCCCAGAUCUUCAUGGUUGCGGGUACGGAGACUACUGCCACCGCAUUGAGUGGGUUGCUUUAUCAGCUCUUGAUGAACCCUGCGAAGAUGGAGAAGAUCAUGCAAGAGAUUCAGGAGACGUUUGAGAAAGACUCGGAUAUUGAGAUGAGAGCACUGGAACAUAUGACUUAUCUCAAUGCAUGCAUUGAGGAGGGUUUGCGUGUAUAUCCUCCGGUUCCUGUUGGCUUGCCUCGUAUCGUUCCUGAGGGGGGCUUGGUCGUUUGCGGAGAUAGAAUCCCUGAAAAGACCGCGGUUUCUGUGAAUCAAUGGGCUACCUUCCGCAGCCCCAAGAAUUUCCAGCGCGCUGAUGAAUUCAUCCCCGAGCGAUGGAUUGGUGACGAAUUUGCCAGUGAUAACAAGGCUGCAUUCCAACCAUUCUCAUUUGGCCCUCGCAACUGUCUUGGAAAGAACCUGGCGUAUCAUGAGAUGCGACUCAUUCUAGCGAAGGUUCUAUUGAACUUCGAAUGCACCCUUCUUCCUGAGUCUAUCGGCUGGGAAAAGCAGAAAACAUUUUUGCUCUGGGAAAAGCACGACUUGAUGAUUCAACUGAAGAGAAGGGUGUAA
Molecule: messenger RNA, 1500 nt
Organism: Penicillium verhagenii
Lineage: Eukaryota; Fungi; Ascomycota; Eurotiomycetes; Eurotiales; Aspergillaceae
Product: cytochrome P450
Exons: 4
Coding region: 1-1500 (499 amino acids)
Molecular function (GO): iron ion binding; oxidoreductase activity, acting on paired donors, with incorporation or reduction of molecular oxygen; heme binding
Source: RefSeq, a predicted model, not a curated record